This is a messenger RNA of Telopea speciosissima, 1586 nucleotides long. Its product is annotated as alpha/beta hydrolase domain-containing protein 17B-like. The transcript has 5 exons. The record is from RefSeq and is a predicted model, not a curated record. NCBI's taxonomy places the organism in Eukaryota, Viridiplantae, Streptophyta, Magnoliopsida, Proteales, Proteaceae. Bases 344 to 1225 code for a protein of 293 amino acids.
GUGUUUGUCCAGUAGUUCCAGCUCACCCAACUGGAUCGGAUCUAUUUUCUGCCACCCUCACCAUUGAAUUCUAAUUUACGCCAUUUUUAUUUUAUCAAACGCAGUAAAUUUGUCUUCUUUUUUUUUUUUGGGGGAAUUUUCAUUAAUUUUUUUUCUGGGUUGUAGGAGGAUUGGAGAAUGUUGUUCUAUGAGGGAGAACAAAAAACAAAAACAGAGGCUCAAAGGGACAGAGAGAGAAAGAGACUGCAGAAUUGAACAAUUUUAAUGGAGUAGUUGUUGUUGUUGGCGUUUGUGGUGGUUGUGGUGUGUUGCUUCUUGUUGUUUCGGCGGUGUGUUUGAUUUAAUGGGCAAUGUAACAUCUAAUGUUGCUGCAAAAUUUGCAUUUUUCCCGCCAGACCCACCAACAUAUGAUGUGUGCAGAGAAGGAGAUGGGAAGCUUUUUUUUUCGGGAGUCACGGCUGAUAAGAACAUGGACGUUCAUCUGCUUGAUACCAAGGGAGGGAACAAGAUAGUUGCGACGUUUUGGAGACACCCACUUGCUAGAUUUACAGUUUUAUAUUCUCAUGGCAACGCUGCGGAUUUGGGUCAAAUGCAGGAGCUAUUUAUUGAGCUUAGAGCUCACCUCCGUGUCAAUAUCAUGAGUUAUGAUUAUUCAGGAUAUGGAGCGUCCUCUGGUAAGCCAUCUGAGUUUAACACCUACUACGACAUAGAGGCAGUGCAUAAUUGUUUGAAGAGAGAAUAUGGAAUUAAUCAGGAGGAUGUAAUUCUGUAUGGACAAUCAGUUGGUAGUGGCCCAACACUACACUUAGCUGCACGUUUACAAAGGCUGAGGGCUGUUGUUCUUCAUAGUGCAAUACUUUCAGGCAUACGAGUGCUGUAUCCUGUCAAGAUGACAUUCUGGUUUGACAUUUUUAAAAACAUUGACAAAAUACGUCAUGUCAGCUGCCCAGUCCUUGUUAUACAUGGAACAAAUGAUGAUAUUGUUGAUUGGUCCCAUGGAAAACGCUUGUGGGAACUCGCCAAGGAAAAAUAUGAUCCACUAUGGGUAGAGGGUGGAGGUCACUGCAACCUGGAAACUUAUCCCGAGUACAUCAGGCACUUGCGCAAAUUCAUAAAUGCAAUGGAGAAACUCUCUGUUGCAAAACAGACAAAGCAAAAUCUUCCUCCAAACCCAACUAUGACUGAAACAAAACAUAACAAGUGUUUGAGAUUCGGUAAGAGAUAACUGGUUCUUUUAACUACUCCAAAGGAUGGUGUUUAGAGACAGAUGCUAAGUUUGCAAUGGGGAAAUCUUCAGAAAUUCCAGGUAAGCUUGCUUGCUUCAUGAAUCCAAUCUUAGGCGGCCCAGCUCCUUCGGCUUUGUUGAGAGAACUAAUAGGAAUCAUACAUAGAUGGUCGAUCCAGAUCAGGUGCAAGGACUAGUUUUGAGGCUCAAUGGACUACCGUGCAAUGUAGGACAAACAAAGUUGAAUAGUGUUUAUAUGAGGUUCCAAGAUUAUCCAUUCCUGAAUUUGAUGUAUAAUUUGCCGCUGUUAAGGCGUGUGUAAAGACUACUGGUUCAAAAAGAAAUAUAUGGAUUACUUAUC